AUGGUCGGUUAUAAUGGAACUGUAAACGGGUACUUCAAAGGAAGCAGAGGUUUGAGACAAGGAGACCCCCUCUCCCCUUAUCUCUUUGUAAUAGCUAUGAACUGUCUAUCAUUCAUGCUUAACUCCGCAGCAGCUCAGGAAAAGAUAAAGUAUCACUCAAACUGCAAGUCUAUGAAGAUGACUCACCUCUCUUUCGCUGACGAUCUACUGAUCUUCAUUGACGGUUCCCUCCACUCGGUCCAACAAGUGCUGCAAGUCCUGAAGGAAUUCGAGAAAAGAUCAGGACUGGCGAUCAGUAUGCAGAAAACAAGCUUCUAUGCCUCAGGUAUGACAGACCAAGAAGUGGAUACCAUUCAGGCUUCAACGGGUAUGAUCUGUGGCACACUUCCUGUUCGUUAUCUAGGCGUCCCCUUGAACUCAAGAAAGCUCAACCUCGUCACUUGUGAGCCCCUGAUACAUCAAAUCAAAAAGAAGUUUUCAUCCUGGUCAGUAAAAUCCCUGUCUUUUGCUGGCAGAUUACUUCUAAUCAAAACGGUUAUAGCUGGUAUUACUACCUUCUGGUGCUCAGCUUUCAUCCUCCCAAAGGCGUGUAUUGCUAGAAUAAAUUCCCUCUGCAGUAUGUUCCUUUGGAGAGGUGAUAUUGAUAGCCAUAACACUGCUAGGGUCGCAUGGGAGACAGUGGUCCUAACAACACAGCAAGGAGGUCUCGGCGUGAAGGAUCUUCAUACAUGGAACAAAGCAUGCUGUCUGAAACUAGUGUGGCUUCUGUUCUUUAGAUCAGGAUCAAUGUGGGUGGCUUGGUUCAGAGAAGUUGUACUCAAGGGAUCGAUCCACAACUAUUGGACUACAAAGCCAAAGGUUUCAUUCUCUUGGCUCGCAAACAAGAUCCUCAAACUUAAAGAUGUUUUCUACCCAUUGAUUAAACUGCGAUUGGAGAAUGGACUAUCUGCUAGAUUUUGGCAUGACAACUGGUCCCCCCUAGGAAAUGUUGCUACACUGCUGAACGCUCAAUCAUCAAGGUUAGGCAUUCCUCAACAAGCAACAGUGGCCUCACUAUUCCGUAAUGGAUCAUGGCGUCUUCCACCUGCAAGAUCAGAGCAACAGCUACAACUUCAAGCACAUUUAACUACAGUCAACCUCACAACUGAGCCAGACUACUUUGAAUGGGAGAUAGAAGGAAGGAUCUCUAGCAAGUUCUCUACUGGUGAAGUGUAUCAUUACCUGAGAGGGGCGCAUGAUGAGGUAAAUUGGGCGACUGCGGUGUGGACCUCCUACGGAAUUCCCCGACAUAAUUUUCACACUUGGCUAGUAGUUUUGGAUCGCUGCCCAACACGGGAUCGUCUUCUACGUUGGGGCCUUCAGGUUCCGCCUGUCUGCUUACUGUGUAACAGCUUCCCCGAAACUCGUAAUCAUCUCUAUUUUGAGUGUGAAUUUGCCUAUAACUUGUGGUUGAAAAGCUCCAGAAGAUGCUCUCUUACACCCUCACGCAACUGGCCGGACGCGCAUAAUCAGAUGAUUACUUUACCAACUAGUAGAGCUUCAAGGGCACUUCGAUUACUCACCCUACUGGCAUGGCAGUCAACAAUAUACUGGACCUGGAAUGAAAGGAACGCCAGACUGCAUUCCAACUCUUUUCGUUCUGCUGAUCGCCUCUUCCGGGUUGUAGAUUUACAAAUCAGAAACAGGAUUCAAAGUUUCAGAGAAUCGAACCCACGCCUAUCUUCUAGUAUGAUGCAGACAUGGUUCCGUCUUGCAUGA
Brassica oleracea var. oleracea is the source of this 1758-nucleotide messenger RNA. RefSeq lists its product as uncharacterized. The record is from RefSeq and is a predicted model, not a curated record. NCBI's taxonomy places the organism in Eukaryota, Viridiplantae, Streptophyta, Magnoliopsida, Brassicales, Brassicaceae. The transcript has a single exon. The coding region runs from base 1 to 1758 and encodes 585 amino acids.